This is a messenger RNA of Pantherophis guttatus, 6462 nucleotides long. RefSeq names its product NAD kinase (gene NADK). Lineage: Eukaryota; Metazoa; Chordata; Lepidosauria; Squamata; Colubridae. The record is from RefSeq and is a predicted model, not a curated record. Gene Ontology annotation, molecular function: NAD+ kinase activity. Gene Ontology annotation, biological process: NAD+ metabolic process; NADP+ biosynthetic process.
CGAGCGUUUCUAGACUCGAAAAAGCCGAGCGUGAAACAUCCAGGGGGGAAACAAAACCGCCACCAAGAACGAGAGGCAUUAGAGCAGCUGAGCGAUUCGACUUCCCGGCACUCUUUUCUUUCAGUUUUGGAUUUAUCUGGCUGAUUUUUUAAAAUCCACCCGCAUUUAACUUCUCCAAAUUAUUUUCUUUUCCUCCUUAAGAAUCCCAGGCUGUCCGUUUUGAGUAGGCAGUAGCGGGCCGUGCCGUCUCUCUGCUUUUAAUCUCCCAUAUGAAGAUUAAUAUGAAGCUGGGGACAGUUGUGGUUUGUUAAGAUGCAGAGACGCAUCGGAGGUUGAUUAAAACUUGUAUGUAAACCGCUCUUCGUGCGACAAAAAGUUGGAGGAAGCAUAAGGAUUUAUUUUUUUUUUAAUGCUUAACACCGAGCACUUUUUCUUUUUCUUUUUUUUAAUUUUAUGAUUUGAGAGGUCCUGGAUAAUUCUUUACGGUGGGUUUUUUUCCCCCCCAGAAAACAGCAAUAUUUAUUAUUUUUUGGAGUGGGUGUUUCGAAUUGAAGCAGGUCUUUUUUUUUUUUUAAAUGGAAGUUGGACUUAAUAGCGCCGUGUUUCGUCUGAGGUAGCUGUUUGGCUCCCCAAAGUUGAUUUUGAGGCUCGUUUUUGGCCCUUGGGUUCACUGCGUGCCUGGGAGAGAAGGAUGAAGAUUUUUCAGCACCGUCCGUUCGGUCGGGCAACCUGGAAGUGGCAUAUUCAGGAUCCGGCAAGCCAGCGGUUGACAUGGAACAAACCCCCGAAAAGUGUCCUUGUGAUCAAAAAGAUCCGAGACGCCAGUCUUCUGCAGCCCUUCAAAGACCUCUGCAUUUAUUUGACCGAGGUGAACAACAUGCUGGUUUACGUGGAGAAGAAAAUCCUAGAAGAUCCAGCCAUCAUGAACGAUGAGAGUUUUGCGUCGGUGAAGAAGCGGUUUUGCACUUUCAGUGAAGAUUAUGACGAUAUCUCCGAUCAGAUAGACUUUAUCAUCUGCCUGGGCGGAGACGGGACGUUACUGUACGCUUCAUCGCUUUUUCCGAGGAGUGUACCCCCAGUCAUGGCUUUCCAUUUGGGGUCCCUGGGCUUCCUUACCCCCUUCAAUUUUGAGAACUUCCAGUCUCAAGUCACCCAGGUCAUAGAAGGCAACGCGGCCCUCGUUCUCCGAAGCAGGCUGAAGGUGAAGGUGAUUAAGGAGCACUGGGAAAAGAAGACCAUGAUUCAGAAUGGGAUCGAGGAAAACGGUGUGGUGUCUUCAGGUCUGGAAAAAGAAAUGUUUAAACAAGCAAUUCAAUAUCUGGUCUUGAAUGAAGUGGUGGUGGACCGAGGCCCUUCCUCAUAUCUUUCCAACGUGGAUGUCUUCCUUGAUGGUCACCUUAUCACCACUGUGCAAGGCGAUGGUGUCAUUGUUUCGACGCCGACUGGCAGCACGGCGUAUGCGGCCGCUGCGGGCGCGUCCAUGAUCCAUCCGAAUGUCCCUGCCAUCAUGAUUACUCCCAUCUGCCCUCAUUCCCUCUCCUUCCGGCCCAUCGUCGUCCCAGCUGGAGUGGACCUGAAGAUCAUGCUGUCUCCAGAUGCCAGGAAUACUGCGUGGGUUUCGUUUGACGGGCGGAAGAGGCAGGAAAUCUGCCACGGGGACAGCAUCAGCAUCACAACUUCCUGCUACCCUCUCCCUUCGAUCUGCUUCCAAGAUCCCGUCAGCGACUGGUUUGAAAGCCUGGCGGAGUGUUUACACUGGAACGUUCGAAAGAAGCAAAACCACUUCGCGGUCGACGAGGAGGAAGAAUUUUGAGUGUCGGUGACAAAUUUCUCUAUCUGUCUUGUGUGAUCCGUCUGUCCUUGAAGGGACCAAGGCAAGCUGGACUGGCUCCUGUUUUUUAAACCCGCUUUUUCGCAUCUUCCAAAGUAGUUUUUCUUCAAUCUCUUUCGGAUGUAAAAAAAAAACAAAAAAACAGCAGGUGAAGCUUGUAAGGGACGGGUGAUGUUUCGCCUUCCCUUUGAAGGGUGUUUUGUGUGAAGACUCUCCUUUUGCUCCUUGCAUCUGAAAUAAUUCCGACUACCCUGUUCCAAAUCCAUACUUUUUGAGUAAGGCGGGGUUGAAACCCCACCGCAGUCGGAAAGAAAGGAAAGUCAGGAAAAAAAAAAAAUUGCAGACAUUGUGCAGACAUUCUUCCAACAAAACUCGACUUUUUCGGUGGUCAGGAUUCCUGCAAAUUUUGCUCCUUCGAGACUUUUCCCUACAGACUUGACAUAGCCAAGCAUUGACAUGGUAAAAAAACAAACAAACGGAUGGAGAGAGAGAGUAGAAAUCCUGAUUUAACCGCUCUCCGAGGACAGUUCUGUAAAAUUCUGCCAGGCACGGAAAUAGCUAAAAAACUCCUAUCCUGUUGCACCUUCCUGAUUCACCUGUCGUCAGAGAAUCCAGUGUUGCUGAGCUGUUUCCUUCUGAACCACCCAGGGCUGAAGAAGCUGUUUGAGACAAGGCUGCCUUCAGUGGUUUUCUGAGCCCCUAAGGACUCAAAGCUGGUACUGAUGGGAUGGAGGAUCCUGAUCUCUCCGAGGUCAAACCGCUGCAAGAAUAUCCAGAGGAAGUUCGAAAGAAAAAAAAAAGAAAAUCCUUUGCAUUUUUCAUUUGUCUUCAACAUAUCGUGUUGUCUUUUUUCUUCUUCUUCCUUUUAUUGUAUUAUCUUAUCUUGUUGUUGUCUAAGUUUCUAUCUCAUGAAUAUGAGGAGAAAAGAUAAAAGAGAUGACUUUUACAGAGAUUAAUAAAGGGGAUCUUCCAGAGGAACGGGAAGCAUCCGGACUAAAAUACUUUUUUUUAAAUUCCUCCACCCGUUAACCCAAACUCUGCUUUGUUUUCGUUCAGGGUGUCCCAGGAUAGGACAAAGAGAUCCUUUCCCUUCAAUUCCUUCAAUUCCAAAGAACUGAUCAUCAGAACUCUUUGAUUUAGAAAAGAUGACAUUUUUUUUUUUAAAAAAUCCCUGGAAGUUCAAAGCUAAGAGGUUACGAAGGCAGUACGAUAGCCUGAUUUUUUUUUUUCCUUGCAGGAAACGAGUUUGCUACUCUCUCACAUUUGAUUAUUUUUGAAAACAGGGAUCUCUUAAAUGGAUGUUUUUUUUUUUUAAAUGGGGUAGCUGCUUACUCCCUUGAUCACUCUGUCUGGAGGAAAUAAGAGUGUAGGUCCGUGAUGGUGAACCUAUGGCACAUGUGCCAGAGGUGGCAAGCAGAGCCCUCUCUGUGGGCACAUGCACUGUCACCAGCUUCUGGUUUCUGGCGCGCUAGCUGGUCUUUGUGGGUGCCGGAAAAAAGCCUGAAAGUGCCCAAAAACUAGGCCGUUUUCCAGGCCAUUUUCUGGCCGUUUUCUGGGCCAUUUUCUGGCUGUUUUUUGGGCCUGAAAACAGCCCAAAAACGGUCUGAAAAUGGCCAAAAAACAGGCAAGCAUGUGUGCGCCAGCCAGCUGGUUUCCGGGUUUCCGGUACGCCAGCUGGUCUUUGCGGGUAUCGGGGCACCGGAAAAAAAGACUGAAAAUGGCCAAAAACUAGGCCAUUUUGCAGCUGUUUUCCGGACCGUUUUCAGACCGUUUUUUGGGGCCUGAAAACGGGCCAAAAAACGGUCGGAAAACGGCCAAAAAACAGGCAUACAUGGUCUUUGGGUUUCCGGUGCUCCGGCGCGCGCACAUGCACGCGUGUUCCAGUUUGGGCACUUGAUUCUGAAAAGGUUCGCCAUCACUGACGUAGGUUGUUUAGAAUUCUUUUUGUCGCGGUAUCGACUUCGUUCGGGCAGUCUAAAUUUGACGGAAAAGAGCUUUUCUAUUUCCCCCCCCCUAGAAAUUUACUGAGGUUUGAUCAAUGACCGUCGCCCUUGAGUGAAAAUGUUUCUGAUUUCCCCCGCCCCUUUUUUUUUUUAAACAAUGUGCUCAGUCUUGUGUUAAAAUCCCUCUCACCUCUGCAUCAGUCCUGUCCUUUCUCUCCCCGUGGAUGGAAAACCUCUCCGGUUCAUUUGACGCCGAGCGAAAAGUUAGGCUUUGUCGUCGUUUUACAUUCUACAAUCACAAGCUUAUUUCGGUUUGCUUGCUGGGAUUUUUUAUUUUUUUUAAAAAAAAAUGUGUCGCUUGUUGAGUUAAAACACUGGUGAGCUGUCGCCCAUCCCACACACCGCACUGCCCAUUCAGAAAGCUGCCUCCGCUGUGGUUGUUUGAAUUUUCAACCACUCUUUGUAUUCUCCUUUUUUUGCCCCCCAGCAGGGGUGGGUUCUAACCGGCUUUACUACCAGUUCUCUUUGCGCGCGAGCUUCGCGCGCGAUCGCCUCUUCGGCCGCACCUCUCAGCUGGGCGAAAAAAGAAGAAAUAUAAGGUCGGAAUAACGCGGGGGCGGGCGGGAAGGCCCAGCUCCCGAAGAAAGAGAACCGGUUCGGUGAUGUAAUAGCGUCACUGCUACCGGCUCGGCCGAACCGGGAGCAACCCACCACUGCCCCCCCCACUUCAAAUCACAGGUAUUUUAGCUGGCCAGGUGAAUCGCAAGUCUUGAUAUCCGGACUGCAGAAGGGGGUGGCAUUUUAACUUCGGAACCAUCAAAUCAAGAGACGUUGCUUAGCUUUUUAAAAAUACUACGCAGUUUGCCGCAAUUAGAACGAAAAGCAUAAGAGUCAAAAGAAUUGAAACAGUUGGCAAUUUCUUCCCAGGCUAGACAAAAAGAGCAGAAGUGAGUAUUUUGAUUUUCUCAUCUUCCUCCUGCUCUCUUACCAGUUAUUUAAACCACGAUUGUACGGAAUAGAAAGUCGCUCGUUGGGUUUUCUUCCUAAUAGGCAAUAAUUAAAAGGGAAGGGGAGGGGGGGAGAAAGCCCCAGACCGCUGAUGUUGGUACAGAUUUCUUGACUCGGAUAAAAGGGUUUAUUGAAGGCUGAAAAGAAACAAAACAAAGAAAUGAGAGAUAAAAUGAGCCUUAUUUAGGAAAGAAAAAUUUACUUUUUUCAUAAAGCUGGCCAUUUUUUUUUAAAAAAAAUAAUCAUAUUUAAAAGAAACAUUCUUUUUGUAGCUAGUCCUAUAUUUCUUCCAGCGUUCAGGGAAAAAAAAAAUAAACCCAGUUGUUUUUUUGUGCUUUUGUUUUUAAACUGAAGGUUGUGUGUAAUCAACUCCCACGAAUUCUGUCUCAAAAAUCAUUUUUCGAAGCUGCUUCAUUGUUCUUUCGCUGAGCCAAUCCUGAGCAAACUUUCCCACUUCUUUAUUUAUACAUAUUUUGGCCUUGGAGGAAGUUAAGGCAAGGAAGCCCCCCCCCCCCCCAGCGCUUGACCAUAUCAUGGCCUGAAAUCUGAAUUUCGGAUUGCAGCUGGGUCCUAGCGUCCUCCACUCACCCUUCAUUGAAAAUUCAAAAUUCUCUGAAUCAUCCUAUUUAGAGCCCAAAGUUGUGCGUUUUACGGAAUCGUGUUUGAGCCAGUUCUCUUCAGUAUUCAGAAUUGCUAGGAUCUCCAACCUUUUGGUCUUUCCCCCCCCCCAAUCUCUUCCUUGCCACCAAUUUUCAAGCCGAACACCACAAACCAGGAUUGUUAAAAAGUCAGGUUUAUAUCCUGAAUUGGGGGGGGCACUUCACUCGGCCCGCUUCUUAUUUGUGUCAGUUCACUGCAGGCUCUUUUUAAGCUACCUCUGCGGAGGAUUUUGCGGAAAGCUUUUCGACGGCUUUCCUUCCUCUUGUUCCUCAACUUCCCCUUUCUUGGCAAGAGUACAGCAACUCCGCCCUUAAAAAAGAAAGAGAGAAAACUAUCGUUUUAUAAAAACCGGCGGUUAGGAAAGGUGUCACUCUGCCGUAGGAUGGGGCAGCCGCCAAGUGUGCAAGAAAGCAUGACGUGCCAAGCAAGCAUUCGGAAAGAACAUCGGGGCGUUAACCUCAAAGAGGCAAUCCAGAUGUUGCUCACCGGCGACAUCCGAGCACGCAUCGGGACUUCUGGGUUUGAUGGGUGGCCGAACCGGAAGGUCCCAGCUCAUUUAUUUUUUUUUUUAAAUUUUUGGGAAGAGUUCUCGAAUUCUUGAAGUUCUUGAAUGUGGAGAACAGCUGUCUUAAUGUUUUGAAGAACAUCUUCUUCAUUGGCCUGUUUGCUUCUCCAGAUAUUUUUCUGGUCGUGUUCUGAUGAGGUGCAUCUUCCAAAGACAUGUUGAGGUGGCUUUAUUUACACAUCACACAGGUGAUGUGUAAAUAAAAGCAAUAGGGCCGGUCCAAUUUGCAGGUUGAUCAAUCGACUUUUUAACCACAUGGCCAACAUUCUUCUGAACCCCCGUUACAAGGGCAUCCCUUUGCGGUGGGAUUCUGAACUUUUCUUGCAAAAGAGAGAAAAACGCCUGACGUUUCUGAUUGUCGUUGAACGCUUUGAAAACUUGUACGAUAUUGCUGAGAGCUGAGAACGGUUUUCCAGAAUUUUUUCCAAUAAAUCUUUGGUGGUUGUUGGUUUUUU